CCCCGAAACCAAACCUUCGGCGGGUGUACCUGUCAUCUCCCCGUUUCUGCUGCCGUUGUAGCCGCGCCGCCACUCGUCGUCGUCGUCCACCUCAGCUUCGACGGAGCACAGCGUACGACGGCUUGAACCAUGGCAGGCAAAGAAGAGGAACAUGAGGGCGCCUCCGCCAAAGAGAUUCUCGUCGAGGCGUGCCGGCGCAACAACCCGGAGCUCCUGGCCGAGAUGCUCGAGGGCAAGUCCGACGACGAGAUCGCGCGGCUGCUGAACGAGACGACGACGGUCAUGGGCAACCACCUGUACCACGAGGCGGCGUUGCGGGGCAACUACGAGAUCAUCGACACGCUGCUAGACCAGCCGGGCUUCGAGUGCGACCCGGUCAGCCGGGUCGAGGGCGACACGCCGCUGCACAGCGCGAUACGGUGGAUCAACAGCGAGCCGGCGGAGCAGCACGAGUUUGGCAACGCCCUCGUUGACAUGAUGCUUGAGGCCGGGUCCAACCCGCGCCACAAGAACAAGGGCGGCCUGACGCCGGUGCAGCUAGUCGACCCGCGCAAUACGGGCCUGCGCGAGCUGAUCCGGAAACACGAGUACGCCAACCUCAACGCCGGCGACUUUGUCCCCGCCAGCGAAGUCUCUGGCGGCGCGAGCAACGCCAACAACGGCACCAACCAGCAGGCUGCUUCUACUACAUACGCGCAGGACAAAGACAGCGACGACGAUGCCGAGUUUAGCGGCAGCGACGAAGAGGAGAGGGCCGAGUGGGAGAGGAGACGAAGGGCAAAGAAGAGUUGAACAGCGAGCCAGCGCCGGGCCGAGAAGGUGGAUUAUAACUAGGGGGGAUGGAUUGUAUCUAACGGAGGGAAGCUGCAUGUAUGUCGGCUCGAACUAAUGCAGCGUUUGCUUCUUAUGGGACAAAUGAGGCGACUGGCGCAUGUAGCUUGCGAAGGGA
Messenger RNA from Lasiosphaeria miniovina, 949 nucleotides. RefSeq lists its product as uncharacterized. NCBI's taxonomy places the organism in Eukaryota, Fungi, Ascomycota, Sordariomycetes, Sordariales, Lasiosphaeriaceae. The transcript has 2 exons. The record is from RefSeq and is a predicted model, not a curated record. Gene Ontology annotation, molecular function: protein binding. The coding region runs from base 130 to 792 and encodes 220 amino acids.